AUGAAAUUUGAAGAAAUUAACUCAUUAAAUUAAACCUAAUAUUGCUACUGCCUCAUAAGCAAAAGUAAACUGAAGAAAGGUGAUAUAUCUGAAGAAUAAGUUUUAUAAGCUACUUAAAAUAAUGAAGAACAGUAAGAACCCGUUGUUGAAGAAUUAAAAUUUUAAAAAUAAAAAAUUAUACUUACCUUCCUAAUUAAUUAUACUAUUACAUAUCAUGUUUGAAUUAAUAAGAAAUUGAAGAUUGAACAAAAAAAUAUUAAAUAAUUAGAAACAGCAGAAGAAAAUAGAAAAUUAAGUGAAAUUAAAAAUAAGUUAGAACCAUUUAUUUAUACAGUCAGAGAAUUUAAAGAGGCUAAAUAUUUCUAAAAGGCAUUAACCAAAUUGAAAGAACUGAAAUCUUAAAACUGUUGAA
Molecule: messenger RNA, 412 nt
Organism: Paramecium sonneborni
Lineage: Eukaryota; Ciliophora; Oligohymenophorea; Peniculida; Parameciidae
Source: the annotation of a GenBank genome assembly